Messenger RNA from Annulohypoxylon truncatum, 2132 nucleotides. Its product is annotated as aspartate kinase. The transcript is spliced from 7 exons. The record is from RefSeq and is a predicted model, not a curated record. Gene Ontology annotation, molecular function: aspartate kinase activity. Bases 225 to 1859 code for a protein of 544 amino acids. NCBI's taxonomy places the organism in Eukaryota, Fungi, Ascomycota, Sordariomycetes, Xylariales, Hypoxylaceae. Gene Ontology annotation, biological process: amino acid biosynthetic process.
ACCCAAAGAGGCAGCUAAGGCAGCUCAGGGGGGGAGCAUAAAAAAAGGAACACCGGCCAGCCUGGCUAGAUUCGAAUCUCGUGUAUGAAUCAACUCAAACCACCUCACCAACACUUCCUCUCUCGUGUUCCCAAUCUUAAGCCACUUCUCCUUUCUCCUCGGCUACACGGAAAGAAAGAACUUUUACAUCUUGAGGUGUUACAAUUACCAUCCCUUACAUCGUCAUGGUGACCGCGACGGCGAGCAAGCCCUGGCUGGUCCAGAAAUACGGCGGCACUAGCUUGGGAAAGCUGCUGGAUACGAUAUGCACUAGCAUCAUUCCGCAGUACGCCGGAGCAAACAAUCUUAUUGUUGUCUGCUCAGCCUUCUCGGGGACCCUGAAGGCGAGCGGGACGACGAGCUUGUUGCUGCAAUGCAUAGCAUACGCCGAGCUAGGUAUCGAAGCCCAGAAGCGGCUGAUGGACAUUAUCGACUUAAUCAAGGACACCCACUUGAACUUGCUAGAGGCGUUUGCAAGCUCCCCCGCACGCGUAUCAGCUUGUGGGCAGAUCUUCGAAGAUACGGCGUCUAGCAUCAAGAAGGAGUGCGAGGGUCUGAAGAGAUUCCUAAUCGCCGCUCAGAUCGUCGGAGAAUUAUCCCCACGGUCCAAAGACCGCGUCAUUUCUAUCGGAGAGAAGCUAGCUUCUAUGAUCGUGGCGGCUUGCCUGACGAGCACAGGCACGCUAGCGCGACCCCUUUUCCUUGACGACAUCGUCUCAUCUGCCUUUGGCAGCUCCAUCCACGAUCAGGUGGCUGCGCUCGAAAGGCUGGGCCCAAAGUUCUAUCAUGUCUUGUCCGACCAAAUAUGUGGGCGGAUUCGAGAAUGUGGGAAUUCAAUCCCUAUCGUGACAGGGUUCUUUGGCAUAAUGCCGGACUCGUUGCUGCAGACGGUAGGGAGGGGAUACUCCGAUCUGUGCGCAGCUAUGUGCGCGGUAGCGGUGGGAGCAGACGAGCUUCAGAUCUGGAAAGAAGUCGACGGCAUAUUCACAGCAGACCCGAGGAAAGUACCGUCGGCACGCCUAUUAUCGACAGUAACAGACGAAGAAGCCACGGAAUUGACAUACUAUGGGAGCGAGGUCAUCCACCCAUUGACGAUGGAUCAGAUCCGGGACGCUGGCAUACCACUGCGUCUGAAAAACGUCUUCAAGCCGUUGGGGCAUGGCACCAUCAUCUACCCAUCGACCAUUAGUCCCGGUCCUACCAGUCCAGCAAGCAGCUUGUCAGAGGAUUCUAAUAACUCUUCUCCCCGAAUGACCCCUCCUCUUUCUAGUUUCAUGCUGAAGAACGGGUACCACGGGGCGGAGCAGGAGCGCAGAAAACCCACGGCAGUGACCGUGAAAGACGACAUUCUCCUAAUCAAUGUAGUCUGCAACAGAAACACCAAGUCCCAAGGUUUUCUAACGCAGGUGUUCGACCGUCUCGAGCGGAAUAAGAUCCCCGCAGACCUCGUGGCUACGAGCGAAAGGCAUGUCAGCUUGGCAGUGCAAGCACCAAGCGACGCCAGCGCGCUAUUAAGGCUUAAGGAGGAGCUCGAACGGUUCGGCCAAGUUGGCAUAUCGCCUAAUAUGUCUAUCGUAACAGUGGUCGGCCACAAGAUGCGAAACAUGGUCGGCGUAUCCAACGAGAUCCUAUCAUCGCUAGCCUCAGAAAAGAUCAGCAUAUACCUGAUAAGUCAAGGCGCGAGCAAGAUCAACAUAUCGCUCGUCGUGGGCGCGGACGACGCGCUGGCGGCGAUGAACGCCAUACACAGCGAAGUGCUGAAGAUCCCGACGCUUAGGGAGCAGGAAAACCGGUUCAUCCCAGGGCCGUGGCUGUAUUAAGGGUUCACCUAGCGGGCGCCCGCGUAUGACAGGUUGGUGAUCCCGUAUCACCCGGAUGUUAGACAUUGGGGAUGUCAAAUGCAAGUUUGAUGUCUGAGCUGGAAACCAGGCAUAUCUAUACCUAGUGCUGGCAGGAGUUCGACUAGAGCGAGGUUGAAUUAGAGAUGAGGGACGACGGAAAAUACCCCCUUUUGUUAUGUUCUGUAUAUACCAGGUAGUCCUUACUGCAUAUGACCUAUCACUUUUUGAAUCUUGGUAUUCCCUCUAGUCCCU